AUGGCCCUGCGCACUGGGACGGCUUGGUUUGGGCAGGUCCUGCGCAGAGUUUCCCGGCUUCAGGGCACCUGGUCCCGGCGCUCCAGCAGCCUCCUGUGCCUCUCUUCUUCCCAGGAGCCCGAGCAGGCGGGCGGGGAGCGACCGCCGCCGCAGCACAAGCUGCCCCGGAGCGGCGGCAGCGGCGGCGGGCGCCGCCGGCCCCCCCGGCAGCUGCUCCCCUGCUGUAGCUGCUGCGGCCUGUCGGAACCCCGGGCGGCCAGGGGGGGACAUGGUCCCCUCACUCGCCCCUUGCUGGCGGCCAUGAAGAGGCAGAACGUGCGGACCCUGUCCCUCAUCAUCUGCACGUUCACCUACCUGCUGGUAGGGGCUGCCGUCUUUGAUGCCCUGGAGUCCGACAACGAGAUGCGGGAGGAGGAGAAACUCAAAGCCGAGGAGAUCCGGCUCAAAGGAAAGUACAACAUCACCAGCGAGGACUACCGGCAGCUGGAGUUGGUGAUCAUGCAGUCCGAGCCGCACCGCGCCGGAGUCCAGUGGAAAUUCGCCGGCUCCUUCUACUUUGCUAUCACGGUCAUCACGACCAUCGGUUACGGACACGCUGCCCCAGGGACGGAUGCAGGAAAGGCUUUCUGCAUGUUCUACGCUGUGCUGGGGAUCCCACUGACCCUCGUCAUGUUCCAGAGCCUGGGCGAGCGCAUGAACACCUUCGUCAAGUACCUCUUGAAACGCAUCAAAAAGUGCUGCGGCAUGAGGAGCACCGAGGUCUCCAUGGAAAACAUGGUCACUGUGGGUUUCUUCUCCUGCAUGGGGACACUCUGCAUUGGAGCAGCAGCCUUUUCCCAGUACGAGGAAUGGAGCUUUUUCCAUGCUUACUAUUACUGCUUUAUAACAUUGACUACGAUAGGGUUUGGAGACUAUGUGGCCCUGCAGACCAAAGGGGCCCUUCAAAAGAAGCCUCUCUACGUGGCUUUUAGCUUUAUGUACAUUCUAGUGGGGUUGACAGUCAUUGGGGCAUUUCUAAAUCUGGUUGUUCUCAGGUUCUUGACCAUGAACAGUGAGGAUGAGAGGAGGGAUGCCGAGGAGCGGGCGUCCCUGGCAGGGAACCGCAACAGCAUGAUUAUCCACAUCCAAGAGGACUCCCAGCACGGCCGGCCGCGCUACAAGGCCGAAGUGACAGACCUUCAGUCAGUUUGUUCCUGCAUGUGUUACAGGUCCCACGAGUACACCAGCCGGGUGGUGUCCCACCAAAAUUCGUUCAGCUCGAAGCUGAACCCCCAGUACUUUCACUCCAUCUCUUAUAAGAUAGAGGAGAUCUCGCCAAGCACAUUAAAAAACAGCCUUUUCCCAUCUCCUGUCAGCUCCAUCUCACCUGGGUUGCACAGCUUUACAGAUAACCACAGGCUGAUGAAACGGCGAAAGUCCAUUUAA
This is a messenger RNA of Haemorhous mexicanus (house finch), 1425 nucleotides long. RefSeq names its product potassium two pore domain channel subfamily K member 9 (gene KCNK9). Bases 1 to 1425 code for a protein of 474 amino acids. Gene Ontology annotation, molecular function: potassium ion leak channel activity. The transcript has 2 exons. The record is from RefSeq and is a predicted model, not a curated record. NCBI's taxonomy places the organism in Eukaryota, Metazoa, Chordata, Aves, Passeriformes, Fringillidae. Gene Ontology annotation, biological process: stabilization of membrane potential; potassium ion transmembrane transport. Gene Ontology annotation, cellular component: membrane.